AUACUGUAUAUAUGUUACAUGACUCACCAUGCCGCGUAGCUGAAGAUGGCGGUUCCCAAAAGACAACUGGUUCUCUGGAUAAUAUCUGUUGUGAACGUGUGCUCCUUCAUGUACUUUCCAGGGAUUCACGGGGAUGUUCCUGAUGAUGUUGUCUACACUGAGCUCCACAAAGAUGUAAGAAUAGGAGAUAGAGCAGUUCUGACAUGUCAGUUUCGAGGUUCACCUAUGGCUGUCUCCUGGAAGAAAGGUGACGACCCAAGAAAUUCACCAAACCUCGUCUCAAGGGUUCCUUCUGAUGAUGUCACUGGUAAAUGCGAACGUCGACGUGUGUGUGACAUCAUGGGAAUGAAUGAAAAUUAUUCCCUGAUCAUCAAAGAAGUCAGUAUUUCCGAACAAGGUAGAUAUAUCUGCAGAGUUUCCAACUACAAGGGGAACAUCAUACACAACUUUACAGAUGUCAGUUUAUAUGCUCCCCCGAAAGAACCCUAUCCAGUUAUCGAUGGGUGUACCAAUAAUGUGUCAUCGGUCAGCAACUCAGAGACUUGCAGUGUCUUGGCCAACCGAACUAUUAACUUAACCUGCUCGGUGACUAAUUACUAUCCUGAUAUAGAACUUUUCUUCUUGCAUGGAACUAGACAACUAACUACCAUAAAUAAAAAAGAGCAAACUAAUAUUGAUUCAACAAAAAACAUGUCAAUUUCCAUCGAAGCUAGCCCAAGUGAAACUUUAUACACAUGUGUUGCGUCAAAUGUACCCGGGUCGAGAGAACGGAAAGCCGCAUCGAUCUUGGUGGAAUCAUCUAUUUUUAUUCCAUCAGAAACAAUACCAGGAACUGUUGAGACUAUGAAAGAAGGAAGUCCUGUUACCAUAGCAGUGACGAUUGUUAUUCUGAUGGUUUUCCUUGGGGCUGCAGUGGUUUUCAUUCUUUGGAAAUGGACACGUCGGCAUACUCACACUGAUGGAAUACAAGGUAAUUUUGCUAUAAAAACAAUAAGCAUAUGUAAUAAAUGCAAUUAUAUCCCUAUUUAUUGCAGAAAUAAUUUCUAAUUUUAGUAACCUAAGUUACCCAUACGCCUUAGCAUUUUAGUUUUGUAUGAUAAAAUAUUUUUUUACAAGAUUAUGUACCAAGGCUUGUGAGGUCUUAUGUUUCUCGCGAAAGUCAAGCUCCCAUUGAAAAAAUCAUGAUAUUCCGGUCAGGGCACAGUAUUGGACUGGUUUAAGAAUUCUUUGCUUGUAGGAAACAAUUUUGUCUCUAUAAAAUGAUUAACUCUGGUUACAGAACAUGUCCUGUUCCUUGGGGAUCUCUCUUCUGUCUGCAACUAUGUAUUGUAUACAUUAAUUGUUUUCAUUACACAUCUGAUGCUUUUUUAUUCAUUUUAAUACAUGUUACAUGUGUAUUCGAGUUAGUGUUAUUCCCACAAAAAUCCUUAUUUCCAUUUGAAAAUGUAAAUUGUGAACUAAGAUAGUGCCGUCAUUGACUGGAUUAUCUGCAGAAAACAAGUUACAUGCUUUUAAAUUGGAUAUAGAGAGAGAUUGGUUCCAAGAGAUUUUGAUAGAGUAAUCUAUCAGCUUCUGUCUGUCUGUUUCUAUAUAUCUAUCUAUCUAUCUCUCCCCUUCUCACUUCCGAUUAAAGUUUAAAAGUAUGCUAAUGUACAUGGAGAUCUGGAUCUGUUUCAAUAUCAUUUCUGUUAUUGUUACCUCAUUCAAUCUCAUAUUUGGUCGGGGGCAAUUUAGGCAAUCAGAUAUGCAUACUGAUUUACAUAUGUACACAUUUAUAUUACAAAGAAUAUGGGACUGUACAUCGCAAUUGCUUUCAUUUGAGACUUUUCGCAUUUACCCCCUGUUUACUACAUGGUAAUUCUUUACAACACCCAAACUCCUCUGAAAAUGCAAGUCAAAUCACAACGGAGAGCUGAUAGUUUUUUGUCGAAAGUUGAUGGACAGAGGGACAGCAUCGGAAUCUCUUGACUCUGGACAACUACAUAUUUGCAAGUGUUCGUCCGGUGCAAAUCUUCAGAUGAUCUGCCUGCCAAUCCACCAACUUUGGACAAAGUGCUCUCAGUUCUCCAUUGUGAUUUUAAUUUGCAUUUUCAAAGAAAUCGAUGCGUUGUACAGAGAUUAUCCGUAGUAAAUGCGAACACUACCUUGUUUGUUUGUUUUAUUUCCGUGUAUAAAAUAACAAGUACAAAUAGUACAUACAAAUACGUAUAACAUGAGAUGAUGAGGUCAAUGUUAAGAUACAAUAAUAAAAUGUAAGAAAUAAAGUAAAUUAUACGGCUGGUAAUCCAUAUUCAGCUGCAAUAAUGCAUUGCUGCUGGUCUUCCAUAGAGCCAGUCUACUUGCAAAAAGGCUAUGAUUACCAUAAUGUAAAGGAAGUUGACCAUCAGACAUAAAAGUGUAAUAAUU
Messenger RNA from Lytechinus pictus (painted urchin), 2406 nucleotides. RefSeq names its product hemicentin-2-like. The transcript is spliced from 4 exons. The record is from RefSeq and is a predicted model, not a curated record. The coding region runs from base 46 to 1047 and encodes 333 amino acids. NCBI's taxonomy places the organism in Eukaryota, Metazoa, Echinodermata, Echinoidea, Temnopleuroida, Toxopneustidae. Gene Ontology annotation, cellular component: plasma membrane.